UGUCUCUCUUAGGGCUCUACACCUUAGGAUACACGAUGGCUCCUUUCUCAGCGUCGACAAGCAGAUGGGGGUCAGAGCCAGAGCCAGAGCCAGAGACGCCUGUGGUAUCGAAAUGGCAAGCAAGGGCAGACAUGGUGAAGGCAGCUUUCCUGCACGCGUACCACGGGUACGAGAAGUAUGCUGCUCCGAGCGACGAGCUGAGGCCUGUCACGAAUGGGAGCAUAAAUAAGUUUAAUGGGUGGGGUGUAACAGUGUUCGACUCGCUAGACACAAUGCUCCUAAUGGGCCUAAAAGACGAGUACGAGCGGGGGUUAGUGAUCGUGCAGAACGCGGAUUUCUCGAAGUCUGCAGAUCACAAACGCGUUCCAUACUUCGAGACCGUAAUUCGGUACCUAGGCGGUCUCCUCUCAGCCUACGCCCUAUCCAACGAUACCCUCCUAAUCCAGCGAGCAGAGGACCUCGUCGCGCAGCUCGACCCCGUAUUCGUCACCCUAAGUGGAUUGCCGAUGUAUUCUGUAAGCAGCCAAACGGCAAAUGGUCCUGACAUCGGUAUACUGGCCGAAUUGGGGACUUUGCAGCUUGAAUACACGUAUCUGGCGAAGGUGACGGGAAAGGCGGAAUACUAUAACCGUGCCGCGAAGAUUAACAAUAACUUUGCUAAAGCAGAUCUACGCCAAACGGGAGGGAUGCUGCCUGUUUCGUGGAAUUUGAGAACGGGAAUGCCAGGCGACAGACAUCUAUCUGUCGGAGCACGAGCGGACAGUGGUCACGAGUACUUGUUGAAGCUCUAUCUGCUUACAGGAACGCCAUCGCCCACGCUAAUAUUCGAGCAUUUGUCGUGCUUCCUACCGGGCUUGCUUGCACUCGGAGCACAUACGCUACCUCUAGACAACCUGAAAUCGCUCGGAAUAGACCUCGAAGAAUUGGGAAACGAGCAACUAUACGGACACGCAGGAAAAGGCUAUAAAACGCUCAGCGGAUACAACUUGAAGGAACUGCACAUGUGGGCCGCGGAGGGACUAGCUCAAACAUGCUGGGUAACGUAUGCUGAUCAACCGACUGGACUGGGGCCCGAUGAAAUAUUUAUCAAGUUUGCAUACCCUGAAGGCGGAUGGAUGAAUAAAGGGAGCACGUACUCGUGGAUUGAUGCCCUGGAGAGGUGGAAGGAAAGCGGCAGCCGCGGAAUCGCUCCUGGUCUAGCGGAGAAGACACCGGUGGUGUACACGGAAGAAGAGAGGCUGAACGGCACGAGAACCGGGCACGAUUAUUCACUGCGCAGGCCUGGAUAUCUCCUGCGUCCUGAGGCUGUAGAAUCACUUUACCUUCUGUGGCGCAUUACCGGCGAUGCCAAAUGGAGAGAUCGAGGUUGGGCGAUUUUCGAAGCGAUCGAAAAGGUAACGAAGACUUCUAGCGGAUAUGCGAGUCUAUAUUCGGUCGAAACAGGGGAUAAAGAAGACAGCAUGCCAAGGGCGUUUGCUAUGGCCUCCCUCAAUCAAGGCGAAUUCAUAGGUUCUCUUGACUGUGGAACUACGUCAGUCAGGUUCAUCGUCUUCGAUAAGCACGCGGAUAUCGUCGCGCAACACCAGCUCGAGUUUCCGCAAUACUACCCAAACCCAGGGUGGCACGAACACGACGCGGACGAGAUUCAACAGCACGCUGAUAAGUGCAUCGAAGAAGCCGUCAAGGCCCUGGAAGAGUCAGGUUGGGCGAAGGAGAGUGUCAAAGUCAUCGGCAUCACGAAUCAGCGGGAGACUACGGUCGCAUGGAGUCGCAAGACGGGGGAGCCGCUCUGCAAAGCUAUCGUCUGGGCAGAUUCACGCACGAAGAAUAUGGUCGCUCACUAUGAGCACAAGCUUCAAGUUACGGGGAUCGAAGUGUCACCUGGGGUAUGGAAAAAGGGACAAGAUGGCAUUGACUCCCUGCGCGAUCUGACUGGACUUCCUCUGUCCACCUACUUUUCCGCGAUUAAACUGCGCUGGAUGAUCGAUCAUCAUCCGGAGGUGCGGACGGCGCACGAAGCAGAUGACCUGCUUUUCGGGACGGUCGAAUCUUGGGUCGCAUACGACCUGCUUGGAGGUGUAGAGACCGGUGUCCAUAUCGGCGAGGUCACGAAUGCAUCGCGCACCCUGCUUCUCAAUAUGACUACCCUCAAAUGGGACCCGAGGCUCUUGGAAUUCUUUGGCCUGCGCGAGUCCAUCCUCCCUAAAUUGGUGUCUACGUCCGAGGUGUACGGUAAAGUCGCGUAUGGCGCGUUGAAAGGUGUUCCGAUAGGUGGUCUCGUGGGUGACCAGCAGGCUGCGCUUAUUGGGAACAAGUGCUUAAAGCAGGGUGAAGCCAAGUGCACAUACGGAACAGGGGCUUUCCUCCUUUUCUGCACGGGUGAUGAGAUCGUGAAAAGUAGUCAUGGGUUGCUCAGCACAGUUGCAUAUCAGGCCGGACCUGGGGCAAAGCCAGUGUAUGCGCUCGAAGGCAGUAGUGCUGUUGCCGGAAGCGCCAUCAAAUGGCUGCGCGACUCAAUGAACCUCAUCGAAUCUGCCGCCGACGUCAACACGCUCGCCGCAAAGGAGAACGAUACGGGCGGGGUCUACUUCGUGACCGCCUUCUCUGGGCUGCUCGCGCCGUACUGGGACCCUGGCGCUGCCGGGCUCCUCAUUGGCAUCUCGCAGUACACCAAUCCGUCGCAUAUCGCUCGUGCGACACUCGAGGCGAACGCUUUCCAGACACACGCAAUCAUUGAGAGCAUGAAGCUCGACUCUGGGACGGAGCUGAAGCACCUCAAGGUCGACGGUGGAAUGACGAAUGGGGACCUUGCAAUGAGUAUCCUUGCGGAUAUCGGAGGGUUUAGUGUUGUGCGGCCCGAGAUGAGAGAGUCGACAGCUCUGGGCUCUGCCAUUUGCGCUGGUGCAGCUGUUAAUCUAUUUGGAUGGGACCUAAACAAGCCGGAAUCCUUCAGUGAGGUGAACACCAAGGGUAACCGAAUCUUCGAACCGAACCUCUCCGGUGCUGAGAGGAAGAAAAGGCAAGACGGCUGGAAAGAUGCUGUAGAGCGGUCUAAGGGAUGGGACGAAGGCGUUGACCGUGAAGACUGAG
Molecule: messenger RNA, 3090 nt
Organism: Cyclocybe aegerita
Lineage: Eukaryota; Fungi; Basidiomycota; Agaricomycetes; Agaricales; Hemipholiotaceae
Source: the annotation of a GenBank genome assembly